Podarcis lilfordi (Lilford's wall lizard) is the source of this 345-nucleotide messenger RNA. The record is from the annotation of a GenBank genome assembly. Lineage: Eukaryota; Metazoa; Chordata; Lepidosauria; Squamata; Lacertidae.
AUGCUGUUGGUAUACAUUUUGAGUGAAUUUAGUGUUACAAGAAACAUGGGACUACUGAAAAUCACAACCCCCUGUCUGCAUCCAAAAUGGUACAAAUUAUCCCAUGCCCUGAUGUACUUUGCCGUACUUUCUCCACUAGCUGCAGCUAGUGAUGUGGAACACAGAGAGGAAAUGAGAAAGUAUUACGAUAAUGGGACCAGAGCAAGUUGUACUAGAAGAGCAGGAGAGAAGAAAUGUCAUGGGGCUGGCCUUGGCCACUGCCUUAAGUUUUUUCAGUUCCAAAUUCAGGGCUGGGGAGUAAAUUGCUGGUGCCCUUUCCCCAUAUUGAGAGUUGAACAGAUCUGA